GAAGAGAAAGUAGGUGAGUGUGAGAGAUUGGCUGGGAAACUGCGGAGAGAUUAUAUCCAACUUGAGGGGAUUAGUAGGUGGAGUGGAGUGACACACAGCAGGACACAGUUGGAGUGUCGUCCAGGAGGGACGGAGUGACUCCCAGAAGCCACAGCAGGGGAGCCGGGCCCUUUGCUACUUCCUUUUUCCUCCCUCUUACUCAGAAUCGUAAGGAGGCAGAAGCUCACAGCUGCCGACGGAGGUAUACUUUCUCACAUAGAUUUAAACACAGAGGAGCUAUGGGGACUGUGAGUGAGCUCUGCGUGUCCAGUCUUCAGACGUUCCUCUGUCCGGCUGUGAAGCCGCUCCAGCAAGAUCCAGUACCGGAAGACCUCACCCCAGAGGAGCAGCAGGAGCUGGAGAAUAUCCGCCUGCGCAAGCAGGAGCUGCUCGAGGACAUCCAGCGGCUGAAGGAUGAGAUAGCAGAAGUGACGAGUGAGAUCGAGAACCUGGGUUCCACUGAGGAGAGGAAAAAUAUGCAGAGGAAUAAACAGGUGGCCAUGGGCCGAAAGAAAUUUAACAUGGACCCCAAAAAGGGGAUCCAGUUCCUGAUCAUGAACGACUUACUGAAGAACACCAGUGACGAUAUUGCUCAGUUCCUCUACAAGGGCGAAGGCCUCAACAAAACAGCCAUUGGGGAUUACCUGGGAGAAAGAGAUGAUUUCAAUAUCCAAGUCCUUCAUGCCUUUGUGGAGCUACACGAGUUCACAGACCUCAACCUGGUUCAGGCACUAAGACAAUUCCUCUGGAGUUUUCGGCUUCCGGGAGAAGCUCAGAAGAUCGACCGCAUGAUGGAGGCUUUCGCUCAGCGCUACUGCACAUGCAACCCUGGUGUUUUCCAGUCCACAGACACUUGUUACAUCCUAUCAUUCGCCAUCAUCAUGCUGAACACGAGCCUCCACAACCCCAAUGUGAAGGACAAACCCACUGUGGAGCGGUUCAUCUCCAUGAACAGAGGAAUCAACGAUGGAGGAGACUUACCUGAAGACCUGCUCAGGAAUCUGUAUGAGAGCAUCAAGAACGAGCCGUUCAAAAUCCCAGAGGAUGACGGCAACGACCUCACACACACUUUCUUCAACCCAGACAGAGAGGGCUGGCUGCUCAAACUGGGGGGACGAGUGAAAACCUGGAAGAGGAGGUGGUUCAUCCUCACGGACAACUGUCUGUAUUACUUUGAGUACACCACAGAUAAAGAACCAAGAGGAAUCAUCCCACUGGAGAAUCUGAGCAUCAAGGAGGUGGAGGACAAGAAGCCUAAUUGCUUUGAGCUUUUCAUUCCCGACAACAAGGACCAGGUUAUAAAGGCAUGCAAAACAGAGGCUGAUGGACGCGUCGUUGAGGGGAAUCACACCUUCUACCGCAUCUCCGCUCCAACUGCAGAGGAGAAAGACGAAUGGAUAAACAGCAUCAAGGCUGCCAUCAGCAGGGAUCCUUUCUACGAGAUGCUCGCCGCCAGGAAGAAGAGGGUGUCAUCCAUGAAGAGGCACUAAGACUGCUCAACUCUCCAGACGUUGCACUUGACGGAGCAGGCAGUGGGCCUGUACGCUCGCCCUGUCUGGGCCAGCGUAGAGGCCACGGUUGAGGUCUGUCUCAGACCUCUCAUGGGGACUUCUUUAGGAUACAAAUUAGACCUGGCUUUUGGACUCUACAGGCCAGAACAACAGGAAGCAUGCUGCGGUUUCUAGAUAAGAGUCAGGGUCAAAGCCUCCUCUAACCUCCCGUCUGAAUGUGUCUCUUUCUCUCUCAGCUUUGUAUGCUGUCUCUCUGUGAGGUCGGAGGGGAUUCUUGCUGUGUAAUUCUGCAAAAUCCCCUUCGAAGAUGCUUUAAAAAUACACGAUUCACACAAACAUUGCACACAUACACAAACAGGCAUACACUCAUGCAGUCCCCCGUAGCACACAUCGUUAUAACUCAGCAGGUCUGACAGAGUGUGGCACCCCAACCAAAAUAUUCCUCACUUUCUGAAAGAAAAGCAAAGAUUUUUGGUAUGUGCUUUAAUAUGUUUGGGUAGUGUGUGUCUAUUUUUACA
Messenger RNA from Cheilinus undulatus (humphead wrasse), 2068 nucleotides. It is a transcript of the gene cyth1a, whose product is annotated as cytohesin 1a. Bases 279 to 1529 code for a protein of 416 amino acids. The record is from RefSeq and is a predicted model, not a curated record. Gene Ontology annotation, molecular function: guanyl-nucleotide exchange factor activity. The transcript is spliced from 13 exons. NCBI's taxonomy places the organism in Eukaryota, Metazoa, Chordata, Actinopteri, Labriformes, Labridae. Gene Ontology annotation, biological process: regulation of ARF protein signal transduction.